CUUCCCUCUUCCUCUUACACACCCAACACCCAAACUCUGGUUGCGGCCAAGAGGUUGAAGUCAGGAGAAGACCAUCGGAGGGUCAUGGGAAGGUCUCCGUGCUGCGAGAGAGCGCACACCAACAAGGGAGCGUGGACCAAGGAGGAAGACGACCGCCUCAUCGCCUACAUCAGAGCCCACGGCGAGGGCUGCUGGCGCUCGCUCCCCAAGGCCGCCGGUCUUCUCCGCUGCGGCAAGAGCUGCCGCCUCCGGUGGAUCAACUACCUUCGGCCCGACCUCAAGCGUGGAAACUUCACCGAGGAGGAAGACGAGCUAAUCAUCAAGCUCCACAGUCUUCUCGGUAACAAAUGGUCUCUGAUCGCCGGAAAGUUACCUGGGAGAACGGACAACGAGAUCAAGAACUACUGGAACACGCACAUCAGGAAGAAGCUGCUGAGCAUGGGGGUGGAUCCUGCCACCCACCGGCCGAUCCACGACAGCGCCGCGACCAUAACCGCCGUAUCCGUCGGGAGAACAGAGGAGAAAGCUGCUGGUUUUGGACGCGAGCAGGAGAGGAGCGGCGAGGAGGAGACAUCGGCACGGCGGCAGCACCAUCGACCACCGAAGUGUCCAGACCUCAACUUGGAGCUUUGCAUAAGCCCUCCGUUCCAACAAGCUCCUUUGCACCCCAUCUAAGAGGAGAGCUCUGUGCUUUGUGUCAGCUGCAGAGGAGCAAGGAAUAAGUGGUGCAAGUACUGGAAACAGCUUAGUUCUUUGACCACUGCAUCCUUGAGAUGAUCUGAGGAAGGAAAACAAAUGGAGAGAAGAUGCUGUGUCUUAAGAAGCUCUGUUGUAAUCUUUCUCCAUCUGGAGUACUGCUCUGUUUGUAAACCAUUUCUAUCUUGUAAAUGCUUUAAUCCGAGGGAUUGCCAGUAAGCAAAUGAAGACCAAAAAUACAAGGAAAGAGAAAUCAAACGUCGUCAUUGUCGAACCACUGUACUCCUCCUAUAUUUGGGAUCUAACUAGUUAAGCAAGGGAUCUUGUUGUGUCCAAA
This is a messenger RNA of Musa acuminata subsp. malaccensis (wild Malaysian banana), 1033 nucleotides long. Its product is annotated as MYB31 transcription factor31. The record is from RefSeq and is a predicted model, not a curated record. NCBI's taxonomy places the organism in Eukaryota, Viridiplantae, Streptophyta, Magnoliopsida, Zingiberales, Musaceae.